AUUUUUUUGAAUGCAUAUAUAAAGGAUCGAUUGAAAUCGUCUUCAUCUUCUUUUUUUCGUUUUCAUUCAUAAGCAAUCUUUUUUUCCUUUCAAUCUUAUCCAUUUUAACAAAAAUCUAAUAGACCAAAAUGACUGUCUUUGAUUCUCAAUCCGAACUUACUGGUGUCAACUUGCGUAAGUCUAUCAUGGCUCGUUUGGCCGAGUUAACCACCGAUUUGGAACCUGGAGAAGAACUCAUCUUGAAGGAUAACACCAGACGUUUCUGUCUUUUCCCUCUCAAGUUCCACGAGAUGUGGGAAAUGUACAAGAAGCACGAAGCUUCUUUCUGGACCGUCGAAGAAGUUGAUUUGUCAAAGGAUUUGAUUGAUUGGGAAGAAAAGCUUAAUGAUGAUGAACGUUUCUUCGUUUCUCGUGUUCUUGCUUUCUUCGCUUCUGCCGAUGGUAUCGUUAACGAGAACUUGGUCCAAAACUUCUGUGACGAAGUGAAGAUUCCUGAGGCUAAGUGUUUCUACGGUUUCCAAAUCAUGAUUGAAAACAUUCACUCCGAAAUGUACUCUCAAUUGAUUGAUACCUAUAUCAAGGAUCCCGUCGAAAAAGAAUACCUCUUCAACGCCAUUGAAACUAUUCCCGUCAUUAAGGAAAAGGCCAAGUGGGCUUUGAAGUGGAUCUCCAACGAAUCCGACCAACCCUUCGGUGUCCGUCUUGUUGCCUUUGCUGCUAUUGAAGGUAUCUUUUUCUCUGGUUCUUUCGCUUCCAUCUAUUGGUUGAAGAAGCGUGGUUUGAUGCCUGGUUUGACUCUUUCCAACGAAUACAUUACUCGUGAUGAAGGUCUCCAUGCCGAUUUCGGUUGUCUCCUUGUUCACCAUUUGCUCAACCCUCCUCCUCAAGAAACCAUCCUCGAAAUCAUUACUGAAGCUGUCGAAAUCGAACAAUCCUUCUUCACUGACUCUCUUCCUGUUCGUUUGAUCGGUAUGAAUGAUAAGUUGAUGUGCCAAUAUGUCCGUUUCGUUGCCGAUCGUCUUUUGGUUUCUCUUGGUUGCCCCAAGCACUACAAUGACCCCAACCCCUUCGAUUUCAUGGAAUUAAUCUCCCUCCAAGGUAAGACUAACUUCUUCGAGAAGCGUGUCUCUGAUUACCAACGUUCCGGUGUCAUGGCCAAUGCCGAAGAACGUAACUUCUCCUUGGAUGCUGAUUUCUAAGCAAGUAAAUCAGUAAUACAUCGCAUCUCUUUUAGCAUUCAUCCCUCCCCUUCCCCCACUCAUCUCUCACACACAUUCUUAACUAUUCUAUCCCAUUUAUCCUUUUUAUAAAUGUCUAUAAACAUUUGUUAUCUAUGUACUUUUAUCAAAUAAACUUUGCCUUGUACCAUUUUUAUACAACAGC
Mycotypha africana is the source of this 1383-nucleotide messenger RNA. RefSeq names its product ribonucleoside-diphosphate reductase small chain. Bases 129 to 1199 code for a protein of 356 amino acids. Gene Ontology annotation, molecular function: oxidoreductase activity. Gene Ontology annotation, biological process: deoxyribonucleotide biosynthetic process. Lineage: Eukaryota; Fungi; Mucoromycota; Mucoromycetes; Mucorales; Mycotyphaceae. The record is from RefSeq and is a predicted model, not a curated record. The transcript is spliced from 2 exons.